Molecule: messenger RNA, 1304 nt
Organism: Drosophila ficusphila
Lineage: Eukaryota; Metazoa; Arthropoda; Insecta; Diptera; Drosophilidae
Exons: 3
Coding region: 1-1263 (420 amino acids)
Source: RefSeq, a predicted model, not a curated record
AUGCCGCCCAAGCCAAUCAAUCCCAAUGAACACUUGGCCAUUCCCGAGUGGAUAAAUGAGGAUUACUUUCGACCCAUUCUCGAAAAAGAUGUGGAUAACUUUGAUAAAAUUGUGAAUUUUAAUCGCGUUGCCGCAACGGCGCCUGGAGAGAACUACACCUCCAUUAUGGUCCGGGUUCUUAUAGAUCUGUUGUUCAAAGAUGGCAGUCCAGGUCAAAUAUCUUAUAUUCUUAAAACGGUAUUGGAUAUGAGUAAAGGAGGCGCCUUGAUCAAUCAAAUGGGAAUGUUCCCCAAGGAGAGGGAGAUGUACCGAGACAUUAUUUCCCAAUUUGCGAGACUCUACAAGGAGGCUGGACUAGAUAUUGAACUGGCUCCCAAGUGUGUUCACACCGAGGAAACUCCAGAAAGAAUUACUCUUGUCUUCGAGGAUCUUAGUAGGCAAAACUUCCGGAAUUUCGACCGAUUAAAAGGUUUUGAUUUGCCACACAUUCGAUGUGUGCUCCGUAAAUUGGCCGAACUUCAUGCCGCCUCCGCUGUUUAUCGCGAGUUGUGUGGACCUUAUGAUGAGAAAUUCUACAAGUCCUUGUUUAUAAAGGAAAAUGAGAAGGUUUUUACUAAAAUUAAGGAGACGCGAGAUCCUGGAUAUCUGAAAGCAAUGCGUGAAUGGGGCAUUCAAGAUAUUGAGAAAUACAUCAACAAGUUUCCCUCUCCCUCAAAGUUUUUUGAAGAGGGUCUUAAAAUCAAUCAAGUGGACGAAAGUGACUUCAAUGUGCUGAACCACGGCGACUCCUGGUCUAAUAACAUAAUGUUUAAUUAUAAGGAGAAUGGGGAAAUUGACAAAACCAUUUUCGUAGACCUGCAGCUCUGCAAGUGGGGCUCUCCGGCGCAGGAUCUUCUAUACAUGAUCAUCACAUCUGCUUCGCUGGAUAUUAAGGUUAAGGAGUUUGAUCUAUUCAUACAGAUUUAUCACGAACGUUUGGUGGAGUGCCUAAAACUACUUAAUUAUACGAAAAGAAUCCCUACUCUGAGGGACAUGCACAUUAUGAUUAUCAAAUUCGGCUCUUGGGCUUUCUUCACAGCCACUGGAGUACUAGUGGCUACUUUGAUGCCAUCGGAUAAGGAUUCCAAUAUGGAUAAUAUGAUGACACCCGGCCCAGAAUCGGAUGCGAUCCGCUACAAGACCUUUAUCAAUCCAUAUUAUGUGAAGGCCAUGCAGCAAAUGCUUCCCUUCCUCGACAAAAAGGGUCUCCUAGACUUUGAUUAGUUUAUAAGUAUUAAAUACAUAUAAACAACUUCAAAAAGUAA